This is a messenger RNA of Chanos chanos (milkfish), 3976 nucleotides long. RefSeq names its product KAT8 regulatory NSL complex subunit 1b (gene kansl1b). Gene Ontology annotation, cellular component: NSL complex. The transcript has 15 exons. Gene Ontology annotation, molecular function: histone acetyltransferase binding. NCBI's taxonomy places the organism in Eukaryota, Metazoa, Chordata, Actinopteri, Gonorynchiformes, Chanidae. The coding region runs from base 456 to 3722 and encodes 1088 amino acids. The record is from RefSeq and is a predicted model, not a curated record.
CGGACAAAACGGGAUAAAAUACAAUUAGAUCUAUUCAAGAAACGUGUUUGGUGACAAUACGGGGCACAUCGCACCGGAAAGCGAAUGGAAUAAGAGGAGAAAUGCUGAAUUUUUUGUUGUGUUUGUGAGCAAAGCAAGCAAGCCGAUUCGGUUCCUUAGCUAACUACCCGUUCUUUCGCCCAUUUCGUGAUUCCGAAAGCAGCACGGAGUUGCCGUAACCGGAAAGCACGAGAGACGGAUUUUAUCGAGUAGGGCAAUUCUGUUAUAGGAACAAGCAGUUUGUUAUUAAGUGAAUUUGUGAAAUAUUUCUUCAAACUGCUGGGAUUUGAUAGUGAAAUUCCCCCGGAUUCGGCUCCUCAUCACGUGGCAGACUUCUGGCCAAGUGGUAGGUGGGUGGUGUGGAGCUGGCCUCAGCACCGGGAGAGGCCCCCUCGCCCGCCCCCUCCCAGCGCUGCAUGGCUGCAAUGGCGCCCGCUCUGACCGACGCGCCGGCCGAAGCUCACCGCAUUCGCUUCAAACUGGCUCCGCCCUCCUCCACCCUCUCCCCGAGCGGUGUGGAGGGCAACGGCGGUGCCAGUCACCUCCUCGUCUCCAGUAGCAGCACAGUCAAGCGCAAAGCCUCGGAAGAGCGCCCGUCCCGUGGGGCUGGUCCCUGCAAAAGGGAAGAGGGCAAACUCCAGCCGCUGGUGGCCUCUUACCUUUGCUCGGAUGUGACACCUGUGCCCUCCACCAAGGAGUCCCUCAAAUUGCAAGGUGUCCUGUUGCAGACGCACGGCAUUCUGCCCGGAUUCUUACCGCGGCACCCGACACUGGAGCUCUCGGAGGAACAGCUGAAGAGCAUCAUGAGUGGAGGGAGCGGUGCACCUUCAGUCCAGGCGCCACCUGUUAACGGAAUGGCCAAGAAGCUGACCAAACCCGGGAUUGACAGAGACAACGCAGUGACCAUGAACGGAGGCAAGCAUUCCGUCGACUCCGACUCGCUGCCCCAGAGCCACGUCGCCGUCGCCGCUGCUGCCGCCUCCCGCGGGGGUUUAACUGGAAACGGACCCCUCAGAGGGGACGCGGGUCACGAGCAGCGUACGGAGGAGUCCCAGAACACGGCUAACAACGCGGAGCAAAUCGCUCCUCCGUCGACUGCCCACGCGCCUUCGGACCUCGCCGAAGACAAAGCGUCCGAUAGGCCGCCUUCGCUGAACGCAGAAACGCCGGCCCCGCCUCCGCAGGCACGACAGCACUCUCUGGGCGGUCUGGGCACGGAGCUCCGCGACCGGACCCAACAGAGCCAGAACCGGCAGUGCGAAAUCGAGGGACGGCUACGCCGACUUCGCAAACGCCUGCAGGUGGUGCAGGCCAAACAGGUGGAGAGACACGUGCAGCAGCAGCUCGGAGGGCUCGUGGAAACUACCCUAGGAUCCCUGGACACUUUUCGGCAGCGAAGGCACCACGGCGACGAGGCCCUCGCCCCACAGGAGAGGGAAGGGCUGGGCCGCUUCCUGAAGGGCGGCUCAGUACCGGCCGAGUUGGAACGGCUCUCCGUCAGUGGCACAACUAACCUUAGGGCAGCAGAGGGUGCCUUUGACUCGGACGCGACCGAGAGCAGCUCCGGAGGAGAGACGGACGUGGAGGAGGACGAGCUUGCCCGAGUGGACAUCGAUCAGCGGCACAUCUCCCUAUGGAGAAGGGCGGAGGGGCGUUAUGCAUUGGAAAGGGCUUCCAUCAUCAGCCACUGGAACUGGCUCCAGGCCCAGGUUUCGGACCUGGAAUAUCGCAUCCGGCAGCAGACCGAUAUUUACCGCCAAGUCCGCUCCAGCAAGGGCUCAGUGGUGCUGGGAGAGGGAGCUCCCGCGGAACAGCCGCCGGAGGACCAGACGGAGGUGAACGCAGAGCCCCUGACCUGCACGGUCACACAGGAACGCGGCGCAGACGGGGCCGAAGGGUCCUUAUCGACCCACGCCGUCGCCACGGAAACCAGCCUAAGGAAAGGAUGUGGCGCUGCGAGACAGGUCAAUGGAGUCAUCAGCAGUCUGAGGUCUGGAUCUCCAGGUAGCACUGACCCAGAGGACCAGCUCAGAAAGCAGCAGCAGCGCCCCCCGCUGGUCCCCUCGCCCCCUGACGACGCCACCAUCUCCGCGCGCACCCGACCCCUCCUCAGCUGCAAGAGACGGCGCCUGAUCCGCUCCUACACAAUCUCUAACCUCAACCGCAAGUCUCUCCUCCAGGGUCAGCGAGUGGGCGGGGCUUCCAGCGGCAGCUGUGACAUCAACCCCCAGUGCGCGACAUGUGGCGGCCGUUCAGCGCUCCCCCUCUCCGACGCCCAGCACGAGCGCCCCCUCCUGGAAAGGCUCUCCCAGUUUGAUUCCAGCGUACACCCUAUCCUCUCCUUCACAGACGACGUGAUGAUGAGUUUGCACAUGCAGCGAGUGCUCAAGACCGACUGGCAAAGCCGACCGUUAGAGAAGAUCAAGCCCAUCAAGAAACUGUCUCUCAAACACAAGCUCUCGCUCAACGCUCGUUACCCCGACCCCUCCUGCUCCUCCUCCUCCGUCUCCAAAGACAAACACAAACCCUCCGCCUCUCUCCUCACCACAGUCCGUCUGCCCCAUCAGAAGGUGCGGCCAGAGAAGUUGCACAGGCAGUCUGUGGACAGUGUUGUGACGGUGGGCAAACUGGAGGGCAGACAGACGCAGAUGCAGCUGCAGCACAGAGCAGACCGCAGUCAGAGCAGCCACGCCUCCUACGACAAGAGCCACAGCCGCAAGAGACCCCGCGAACACUCUGUGGACAGAAUGGACAACGGCUCCAAACUGUAUAUGGAGGUGAGCAGCCCGUGCCCGUCUCUGUCGGGGAUGCCCGCGUCCACUCACAGUCCGCUGAUGAGACAGCUGUCUGCCUCUGAGAGCGCCUCACCCAUCGCUCUCAACAGCAGCACGCCGCAGCCCAUCCGCAGGCGAAGAGGAGAGAGCUCCUUCGACAUCAACAACAUCGUCAUCCCCAUGUCUGUGGCCGCCACCACCAGAGUGGAGAAACUCCAGUACAAAGAGAUCCUCACCCCCAGCUGGAGAGUAGUUGACAUCUGUUCCAAACCCAUCUCUGAAGAGGACGAUGCUGCAGAGAUUGAGGACCUGUCGGAUGCUGCGUUCUCUCAGCUGCACCAGCCGUUAGAGGAACAGGAACGCUCCCGUUGGAGUUGGACCGCCAGCUCUAUCGCCAAGAGGAGGGGCAGUCGCUCCUACAAGUCACUGGACGGCCGAAGCACACCCCUCCUGGGAGGCACCAACCCCUCCACGCCGCAGCCCUCUUCCCCAGACACCGCGCACUUCCACCUGCUCCAGGACUACAGCUCCGCCCCCUCGCCGUGCAGCCCGGCCAGCCCCGACCUGCUGCUGUCCAACCCCUACACGCCGGCGUCCCGGGACUCCCACCGCUUCCUCUCCAACGAAGACACGCGCUGCUCCACCCCUGACAACAGCUACGAGGAGAUGAUCCCGCAGCCAGUGCAGCCGUGGGAACACCGGACAUUCCCGCUGGAAGCGGAACCGUCGCAGGAGCUGGAGGACCAGGACGUCCCGGUCGGCGAGCGCCCAGGCCGAACGGCCAGACGCAUCUCCGGAAGCAAAACGGGCUCGUCCAAGUCCGAGUCGGACGCCGGACCGCCGUCGCCCCUCCCCGACGAGAGCGGCAAACAGAAAAACGCCCCGGCGCCCAAACCCACCCGCCGAUGAAGACUCAGCAAACUUGACUCUUUCUCUCUCCCUCUCCCCUUCCACCCCAGCAUUGACCUUAACAGCAAUGAUUACACGAAAAGGAAAAAAAAAAAAUACUGAUUAAAAAUUCCUGUUGUUUGAUAUUCAAACAUCAGUCCGUUUUUUUCACAGUUUUUAGUGAAUAUACCGAAAAAAUGUAGAAACCUGUUUUAAUUCUUUCUUUCCUUUUUUUUUUUUUCAGUCACUGGGAAAAUAAAAAAAAAGAAUUCUGU